UCUACUUUGUCGCGCGUCAGCGUCCCGAGGAGUUAGCAGCGGCGCCGGUAGCGGCAGCUGCAAGUGCCAGAAAAUAAGUGGCCGCUGAACGGUGGGAGUUUCUCGGUCUUGUGAUGUGAGCUGGACAGCUCCAAGAGAGACACCUCGCUAGGAAGCAAAACGCGGGGUUGGAGCGGUGAAGCCCCUCCCCCCAACCUCUCUUUAGUCCGACCAACUCCCUCGCCUUUCCCUCCCCGUUUUUCCUCCCAACCCGCUACACGCUGGCCCGUCGCGCAGGCGCACAAAUCAUCGAAGCGCCUCCUUAGCCCUUGGGGCUCGUGGGCUUCUGCGCGCGCUUCUUCGUCUUCUCCCUUGAUUGGCCAGAUUGCCCCGCCAUGACGCCUCCCUCUGCUUUCUAGGUUGAGAAGGAAGCAGGGGGGCGGGUCCAAGCAGCGCGUGCGCGAUACUGUUGCUGUCCCUUUGCUGCUAUUGCGUUGCAAAAAAAUUCCUGACUAGGUAGCCUUGGGCUUUUCUGUGCUAGAGGACCUAAAGGAGAGAGAAAGAUUUCUGCAACUGAAGGGGCAGUCGGGUAGUAUUUACUUUAAGAUAUUAACGCCCACUCUUAGAGGAGUGUUGGGGAAGGGCCUUAAGCGUUGAGAGCCGAAGAGUAUAAAACCAUUUAAUUUCCGGGCCAGACGUUUAGAAAGGCUUUGCAGGAGCUGUUCUCUGCGUAAUUCUUCGUGAUUGCUGACUGGUUUAAACACAAUCCCUUGAACAAUUCUGAUAAACCUUCGAAACCCGCAGCCCCUCCUUGCAGCGUGUAGGAGCCGCCAGCGUGCCCAGCACCUGGUCCUCCCGUCCUCCCUCCAGAAGAGCCUAGCGCGUGCACCAUCCCCACCCCCUGGCCUCCCUCCCCACCUGCGGCUCUUACGCACUCGCAGUGAUUGUUUUGCCCGCUCCCGCCGCCGUCGCCGUCGCCGCCGCGGCCGCCAGAGGAGCAGCAGCGCUUGUGCAAACCGGGAAGAUGGCGGCCGGCGGCGGCGGAGGCGGCAGUAAGGCCUCCUCCUCGUCGGCCUCUUCAGCAGGGGCUCUGGAGUCCUCGUUGGAUCGAAAAUUCCAGUCGGUAACUAACACCAUGGAAUCUAUUCAAGGCUUGUCGUCUUGGUGUAUAGAGAACAAGAAACACCACACUACUAUCGUCUACCAUUGGAUGAAGUGGCUACGGAGAUCUGCCUAUCCCCACCGUUUGAAUCUCUUUUACCUUGCCAAUGAUGUCAUACAGAACUGUAAAAGGAAAAACGCGAUCAUAUUCCGCGAAUCAUUUGCUGAUGUACUUCCUGAAGCAGCUGCUUUAGUGAAGGAUCCAUCUGUCUCUAAAUCUGUAGAACGAAUCUUUAAAAUCUGGGAAGAUAGAAAUGUAUACCCAGAAGAAAUGAUUAUGGCAUUAAGAGAAGCUUUGAGUACAACUUUCAAAACUCAGAAGCAGCUGAAAGAAAAUCUGAACAAACAACCGAAUAAGCAGUGGAAGAAAUCACAAACAUCCACGAAUCCAAAAGCUGCUCUCAAGUCUAAGAUAGUUGCUGAAUUUCGAUCUCAGGCCCUCAUUGAAGAGCUGUUGCUGUACAAGCGCUCAGAAGAUCAGAUAGAAUUGAAAGAAAAACAGCUGUCAACCAUGAGGGUGGAUGUGUGCAGCACAGAAACUCUCAAGUGCUUAAAAGAUAAGACAGGUGGGAAGAAAUUCUCCAAAGAAUUUGAAGAGGCAAGUGCCAAGCUGGAGGAAUUCGUGAAUGGAUUGGAUAAGCAGGUGAAAAAUGGACCGUCGUUAACAGAAGCACUGGAAAAUGCUGGAAUUUUCUAUGAAGCACAGUACAAAGAAGUAAAAGUGGUGGCCAAUGCAUAUAAAACCUUUGCUAAUCGAGUGAACAAUUUAAAGAAAAAGCUGGAUCAAUUGAAGUCAACCCUUCCUGAUCCUGAGGAAUCACCAGUCCCUUCCCCAAGUGUGGAUGCUCCCUCCCCAACUGGCUCUGAGUCCCCUUUCCAAGGAAUGGGAGGUGAGGAAUCCCAGUCACCAAAUGCAGAGAGUGAGAAAUCUGCCACACCUGAGCCUGCGACAGAUAAUCGUGACGUGGAAGAUAUGGACCUCUCAGAUGUGGAAGACGAUGGGUCAAAAAUCAUUGUAGAGGACAGGAAGGAAAAACCUGUGGAGAAGUCAACUGUAUCCACUGCUGUACCUACAAAGCCAACAGAAAGUAUCUCAAAAGCCUCUUCGUGUACUCCAGCACCUGUGACCAUGACAACAACGCCACCUCUUCCAAAGCCUGUGAACACAUCCCUUCUCUCCCCUACUCCAGCAUUGGCUUUGCCAAACCUAGCUAAUGUGGAUCUGGCAAAGAUCAGUUCCAUCCUUAGCAGCCUGACAUCAGUCAUGAAAAAUACUGGGGUCAGUCCUGCAUCAAGACCUUCUCCAGGAACUCCUACAAGCCCGAGCAGCCUCACCAGUGGCCUGAAAACACCUGCACCUGCCACAACAACAUCUCACAACCCUCUGGCAAAUAUCCUCUCGAAGGUGGAGAUCACCCCAGAGAGCAUUUUGUCUGCUCUUUCCAAAACCCAGACACAGUCAGCCCCUGCACUGCAAGGCCUGUCAUCUUUACUUCAGAGUGUUACUGGGAACCCAGUUCCAUCCAGCGAAGCUACACCCCAGAGCACUUCAGCUUCCCCUGCUAACACCACAGUCUCUAGCAUAAAAGGAAGAAACCUGUCCUCCAAUACCCAGUCCUUUAUUCCCAAAAGCUUCAGCUAUUCUCCUAAUUCCUCAACUUCUGAAGUCUCGUCAACUUCAGCCAGCAAGGCCUCCAUUGGGCAAAGCCCAGGGCUCCCAAGCACUACUUUCAAGCUGCCCUCCAGCACUCUGGGGUUCACAGGUAACCACAGUGCUAGCCCUGCUGCGCCGCCUACUGAAGUCGCCAUGUGCCAAUCCUCAGAGGCCUCCAAGCCAAAGCUGGAGUCAGAGUCCACCUCCCCAAGCCUGGAAAUGAAGAUCCACAACUUCUUAAAAGGUAAUCCUGGUUUCAGUGGCUUAAACUUAAACAUCCCAAUCCUGAGCAGUUUGGGAUCCAGUGCUCCAGCAGAAAGCCAUCCAUCAGACUUCCAGCGUGGCCCUACUAGCACGUCAGUCGACAACAUUGAUGGAACCCCGGUACGGGAUGAACGGAGUGGGACACCCACUCAGGAUGAAAUGAUGGACAAGCCCACGUCCAGCAGUGUGGAUACCAUGUCCCUGCUUUCUAAGAUCAUUAGCCCUGGGUCCUCAACACCCAGCAGUACAAGAUCACCACCCCCUGGAAGAGAGGAAAGCUUCCCCAGAGAGCUCUCCAGUUCUGUGUCUACGUUUCGGCCCUUUGGCUUGGGCAGUGACUCCCCCUAUAAGCAGCCUUCCGAUGGAAUGGAGAGACCGUCUUCUCUGAUGGACUCUUCACAGGAGAAGUUCUAUCCAGAUACUUCUUUCCAGGAAGAUGAAGAUUACCGAGAUUUCGAGUAUUCAGGGCCUCCACCAUCUGCCAUGAUGAACCUAGAGAAGAAACCAGCCAAGUCUAUCCUGAAAUCAAGCAAGCUUUCUGAUACCACUGAGUACCAGCCAAUCCUGUCCAGUUACAGCCACAGGGGUCAAGAAUUUGGGGUAAAGUCUGCCUUCCCUGCAUCUGUGCGGGCCCUCCUGGACUCUAGUGAGAACUGUGGCCGGCUUUCGUCUCCCCCUGGACUGUUCAGUGCCUUCGGCGUCAGAGGGAAUGAAGCGGGGUCUGACCGGUCACCAUCGCCGAGUAAGAAUGAUUCAUUUUUCACCCCUGACUCCAACCACAAUAGCUUGUCUCAGUCUGCCACGGGGCAUCUCACUUUGCCGCAGAAGCAGUACCCAGACUCUCCUCACCCAGUCCCACAUCGGUCCCUUUUCUCUCCGCAGAACACCCUUGCCGCUCCCACGGGCCACCCACCCACGUCAGGCGUGGAGAAAGUCCUGGCCUCUACCAUUUCCACCACGUCGACGAUUGAGUUUAAGAAUAUGCUUAAGAAUGCCUCACGAAAGCCUUCAGAUGAUAAACAUUUUGGCCAGGCCCCCAACAAGGGCACUUCAAGUGAUGGUGUCAGCCUGUCAAACCUCGCCCAGCUCAGCUUGACGGCCGCCGAUCAGCAGCAACAAGAAGAGCACUAUCGCAUAGAGACUCGAGUCUCCUCCUCCUGCUUAGACUUGCCUGACAGUACCGAAGAGAAGGGGGCCCCUAUAGAAACCUUGGGUUAUCAUAAUGCAUCCAAUAGGAGGAUGUCAGGGGAGCCGAUACAGACUGUAGAGUCCAUCCGAGUCCCUGGGAAGGGAAAUAGAGGACAUGGGCGUGAGGCUUCAAGGGUGGGUUGGUUUGAUCUGAGCACCUCAGGAGGCUCCUUUGACAAUGGCCCCUCAAGUGCCUCUGAGUUGGCAUCCCUUGGGGGUGGGGGCAGCGGAGGCCUCACUGGCUUUAAAACAGCACCAUACAAAGAACGAGCACCCCAAUUUCAGGAAAGUGUCGGCAGCUUCCGUUCCAACAGUUUCAACUCAACAUUUGAGCAUCAUCUCCCCCCAUCCCCCUUGGAUCAUGGGACACCCUUCCAGAGAGAGCCAGUGGGGCCAUCAUCUGCCCCACCCGCCCCUCCUAAGGAUCAUGGUGGUAUCUUCUCUCGAGAUGCACCUACUCAUCUACCCUCUGUGGAUCUUUCGAACCCCUUCGCAAAGGAGGCAGCCCUGGCCCACGCUGCCCCACCUCCUGGGGAGCACGGCGGAGUUCCUUUCCCCACCCCACCCCCUCCUCCGCCCCCCGGGGAACAUAGCAGCAGUGGUGGGAGUGGCGUCCCUUUUUCUGCUCCUCCUCCUCCUCCACCUCCUGGUGACCACUCUGGGGUUGUACCCUUCCCAACCCCACCACUGGCAGAGCACGGAGUGGCGGGGGCCGUGGCAGUAUUUCCCAAGGACCAUAGUUCCCUCCUUCAGGGGACCCUGGCUGAUCAUUUCGGGGUGCUCCCAGGACCCAGGGACCAUGGGGUCCCCACCCAGCGGGACCUCAACGGCCCCGGCCUUAGCCGUGUGCGCGAGAGCCUGAGCCUGCCCUCCCAUUCUUUGGAGCACUUGGGCCCAGCCCAUGGAGGAGGAGGUGGGGGAGGCAGCAACAGCAGCAGUGGCCCCCCCUUGGGUCCCUCACACAGAGACGCCAUCAACCGGAGUGGUAUGAUCUUGCGGAGUCCCCGGCCAGACUUCCGGCCUAGGGAGCCUUUUCUCAGCAGAGACCCUUUCCACAGUUUAAAGAGACCCAGGCCACCUUUCGCUAGGGGCCCUCCGUUCUUUGCACCAAAACGCCCAUUCUUCCCUCCCAGGUACUGAUGGAAACUAAGGGAAAGGCAUUUGAACAGUAGAGAGCAUUGGAAGUAGGAGUUUGGUUUAUUAUCAUUGUUUUUAUUUGUUCUCCCUCCUUUGAUCUAUUUUUUUUCUUCCUUUUUUUAUUAUGACAAAGGACCUCCCUUCCAAAUUAAAAAGUUAUAUAUGCUUACAUUUCACUAUUCCAUCCAGUCCUCCCUCCCACUGCACUUAUACCUACCUUUUCCAAGAUGUUUGUAUUUUAAGGGGGUGGGGGGCAAAGAAACACAACUAAAGCCACUUCAUUUGGCUGGGGGUUUGAAGGGUGGGGAGGAAGACAAAUCUUAUUUUACCCCAUCUAUUGAAGAGUAUUACUACAUUUGAAAUAAAACUUCCAUCAGUACAGAUAAUACCAUGUGCAAUGUUGGGAUGUUAUUUGGGGCUUGGCUUAUCAAGUAGUCAAUGGAGGGAUUCUUGUCCCCUUCUCUGUCCAGCUCAGUCACCUGCUGUAACCAGUGUGGCUGUCUUCCCUGUGUGCUCUGUGGCCUGCUGACAGCCAAGAGAUGUUGCAGGGGAGGAAAUGUGGGGGACCUCGGACCUGUCAAGUUAUUUGGGGGCUUUCUUUUGUUUUGUUUUAAAAGGCAUAUUGAAGUUGAGUUCUUGACCUUUCUCCCAAAGUCUAAGCCCUUGUUUUUUAAUUCAGCCUCUUCUAUUAGGCAGCAACUUUGAGGAAAUACAGACCUCAUUUUAUCCUAGUAAAGAAUUUUCCUCCUUUGAGGAGAAUAAAGGGGGCCAGGUAUAUUAAAAUUAAAGAAUAAGUAACUGCAAUACAGAGAGUGAGAGAAAGGAGCCAUUGAUGGUAUGAUCUGACUUGGCCGUCUGUCAUAAACAUAUUUCUGAGGUGGUUUUCACAUAUCUGGAAUCAAGCUCUUGCUUCCUGGCUUUUUUUUUUCCUUGACUUUUUCUCCCUCAGUUUUCUCGUCUACAUUUCUAGUCUAGCCGGAAAGUCACUGUAGUUGACAGCAGAUACAGAGGUGCAACUGAAACAUUCUCAGAUAUUAUCCCAGUUGUGUUUUUUUAAGUAGACAUUUUUACCAUGGUGCCUCCCUAAUGUUGUGACAUUUGUUGGUAGUUGUCACCAAAAGUUAACUGGGGAAAGAGAAAUAUUUGUCUUUAUCUUUCUUUUACCCUUGACCUAGUCCUGUAUUCACCCCUCUUCUUGGUAUUCUGAAGGAGGAAGUUCAGUAGCAUCUUUCUUUAUACCUCUUCAGCUCUGUCUUAGUGACACAUGGAUGUUAUACAUAUCCUUGCAGACAAACAGGAGGACCUGAUUAGUUUAAAUUUACCCCACUCUAUGGAUAGCAACCUGUCACAUUUCAAGGCUCAAACCUUAUCCUCACCUCCCACUCUCAAUAGAAAAUGUUUAUGCCCUUAGUAAUUUUACAUGAAAAAAAAAAAAAAAAGUGUUUUUUUCCUCCCUGAACUGAAAAGCUCCUUACUUGUAUUUCUACAGCUAGUACUGGGAAAAGACAAUCACUGCACUUUGAGUGUUUAGGGACACUGAAAAGCGAAUGUUGCUUUACUACAUUUUUUUAUUUAGUGUCUUACCCUAAAGUACACACUGGUAGUCUCCAGCCAGAUGAGUUAAAGACUAUAAAAGGAAAUCCUAGCAAGUUUCAUAUUUUCUUCCAAGUUAGUGUAGAAGUAACUAGAAGUGUGAGGAUUGCUUUGGAUUCCCCCAGUGAAGUUUUACAGAUGGGAGAGCAUGGGCUAUGUAGUGACAGAAGAUGAUUCUUUGCCUCAGAAUAAGCUUGCUUUAUAGGUAAAAGAGCAGCUCAAACCAGGUGUGCAUCAUAGUUUGGGUGUUUUUUGUGUAAUUUAUUCCAUGUUACUUGUUUGGGCUCUCCAUGUUUUCUGUGGUUAGGAUCUUGCAAGUCCUCCAUCUUCCUAAUGCAUUUCUGGUCUUAAGCCAGCUGUUCUUUCUUUGACCUUCUCAAGCCUCUCUGCCCUGUAGCUCUCCCUGCAUAAAAAUGCAUGAUACCACAACAUUGUAAGUGGGAUGAGGUAUAUAGUGUAGCAAAGCAAAGAAACAAUACAGUUAUACUGAGUCCUAAGACAUUUGUUUAGAGACAAGUAUAAAAGAGUGUGAGGGUGGGGUGGGGGGGGGAGGUAAAGGGAGAAAGUUUUAACUCAAAACUGAAAUAGGUUUUUUUUCUUUUGCAGAAAAUUAAGUGGGAUGUUUUUCAUUCUAGAAUAAAAGAAUGUGAAUUCUUUCUGCUGCUCUCGAUUAAUCUAAAAGUAGCGUUUACUUGAAAAGGCUCUCUGACCAUUUGAUUUUAUCAGAAAAUGGGGGGUUGGUCAGCAAAGUGGUUUCCUGAAUGUUGGGGCAGGUUAAUUGUCCUCAGAAGCAUGAUAGCUAGUACAUGAAAGGGAAGACCUUGUACAGUUAUAAAUGAUGGACUUUAAGGGUUGGGUUUCUGUGGAGUGUGUUUUGUUUUUUUAAGCCACAAAAUCCAUUUGUUUCAGGAUGGAAAUGAGGAUUUGUAUGUAACUGUCAGCUGUUUGUUAACUUGAAGGUCAUCUGCCUACAGCAGUCAGUGAAGACAACGAUGUGUGUAUAUAUAUGUGAUAUAGUGAAAUAAGACAAUUCUGGUAUUCAUAACAUGAAACAAAGGGGUUUUAUUCUUUCUGUGUCUGUGAUUUAAAACUCCAUGCCCAUGCUCUGACUUUUGUACUUCAACCUCAGAACAAGAUUUUUAAAAAAGCAUAGCAUAGUGUGUCUUGGCAAGGACAUGAUUCAGUAUGCAAACAGAUAAUGCGAAGUUGUUACUAAGGUUCUUGGUGCUCACUGUAAAAUCACAGACAGAGAAUCAGUGGGUACAGCAUGAGUACACUGGUACCACUUAAAAUUCAGUUGAUACAAUAUCAGAAAUUGAGUCCUUAAAUAUUCUGUAAAAGUUUACUCUUCAGUCAGCUUAGAUUCAACCUCUGUCCCUGCUCCCAUUUGCCCUCCCAAAUUCUGUUGAGAAUAAAUAGAAUUUGGUUUAUUUCCAGGGAGGGUAAAAUGAUAAGAGAAUAGGCCUUUCAUCCUUUCCAGUCCCAGGAACACAAUGUUUGUGAUGUAUAUGGUACAGCAAACCUAUCUAGAUAAUGUGAAUAUGCUAAAAUUCCUAAUUGCAGAAUAUUCACUAUCAGUGGUUCAUGCAGAAGUAAGCUUCAGCUGUUACUGUUUUGAAGCUGCUGUAAAUUACUGCUUUUUCUCCUUUUUGCCUCCCCUCCUUCCCCUCCUUUUUUUGAAUGGGCUGGGGUGCCUGUUAAGAUUUAAAUUAGAUAUGUUGGAUUGAUAUUCUCACGUGUUCAGUGUGGAAAACAAAACAAGUACAUGCUUUAGAGGCAACAACAAUGAAAUCCUUUUGAAAUGUGUAUUAAUAUCAUUUAAUAAAAUAACUAGUUCUAAA
Bubalus bubalis (water buffalo) is the source of this 8817-nucleotide messenger RNA. It is a transcript of the gene RPRD2, whose product is annotated as regulation of nuclear pre-mRNA domain containing 2. Gene Ontology annotation, biological process: mRNA 3'-end processing. Gene Ontology annotation, molecular function: RNA polymerase II C-terminal domain binding. The transcript has 11 exons. The record is from RefSeq and is a predicted model, not a curated record. Bases 1004 to 5386 code for a protein of 1460 amino acids. NCBI's taxonomy places the organism in Eukaryota, Metazoa, Chordata, Mammalia, Artiodactyla, Bovidae. Gene Ontology annotation, cellular component: RNA polymerase II, holoenzyme.